Recurvomyces mirabilis is the source of this 660-nucleotide messenger RNA. RefSeq lists its product as uncharacterized. NCBI's taxonomy places the organism in Eukaryota, Fungi, Ascomycota, Dothideomycetes, Mycosphaerellales, Teratosphaeriaceae. The record is from RefSeq and is a predicted model, not a curated record. Bases 1 to 660 code for a protein of 219 amino acids. The transcript has 2 exons.
AUGGGCUGGUUCCUCGUCGCCCCAGCCUACUACCUCGACCCCGCAACCCCCAACUGGACAGUCCCAGCUCUAAUCCUCGGCUCCGCCCUCCCCUUCCUCCUAAUCUCCACCGCCUACAGCCCCACCACCCUGCAAAUAACCCUGCACCUCCCCAACUCCGCCCGGCGCUCCCGCUCCCACCUCCUCAGCUUCGCCGCUUCCGCUCUACCACCCAACACCCGCCUGACCAUGAAAUUCAUCCGCUUCGCCCCCUGGCCCAAAACCUGGACAUACUACUACUCCGACCUCCGCCGGCUGAAAUUCGUGAAGUGGCCCCUGAGUAAUCUGGAGCAUGUGCCGUAUGGACGGGAGGAGGCGUGGGGCAAAGGGUGGAGGGGUUGGGCGGCGAGGACGUGGUUUGGACGGUAUUGGGUUAAUAUGGGGAGUGCGACGAGAGAUCGAAGUCAGGUUCCCGGGGUGUGGGAUGCGGUUUGGAAGGGGUUGCCGUAUGCUCAUGCUGAGGCGGAUAUGGGUAGAGGUGGUGAUGGGGGGGACGUGGGUGGGGAGAGGAAGGCGGGGGGGUUGAGGAAUCGUGACGCGGGUGGGACGCGGCAGCAAGUGGUACCUGGGAGAUCACUGAAGGGUGCGAGGCCGAUCAGAUCAGCUCAGAAGCGGCCUUGA